Oppiella nova is the source of this 3264-nucleotide messenger RNA. Lineage: Eukaryota; Metazoa; Arthropoda; Arachnida; Sarcoptiformes; Oppiidae. The record is from the annotation of a GenBank genome assembly.
AUGAAUGCCCUCUUUGGCAUCCCUUACCUGUUUGGCGCUUUCAAAUCAGUCUCAGGUCGUCAUCAAUGGGGCACUUCUUACAGGGAUAACAGAGCAGAGGGAAUGUCUUCCCCUCGAGUUUCGAUUUGUGAUCAGUUCAGUUCAGUUAUGGCAACUGCUGUCGGACUUUCAAAAGUGUUUAUUUUAGACAAGUAUUUCACUGAGUAUUGGCAGACAGAGCGUCAACUUCAGGAUGCCUCGUCCAACGAAGCCGUACACCUUCAGCAACAGCUCAGAAAUUUGAGCUCAGAAUUGGUUACUCUUAGGACACGAUUACGUAUAUCUCCUGUCAAUAAGUCGACAACUCAUGGACCCAGUGGUAAAACACAUAAAGUUCAAGAAUCGCACCAAUUAGCGAGCAAAUCGCGAAAACAGGAAUAUCAAUACACAGAAGUGAAUGAUUUGAUACAUCUAUUGGGACCGUUAACUGAAGAUUCAUUGCUCCGAGCGCUUCACUCCAGGUUUUUGGCCAAAGAGUAUUACACAAACGUUGGACCAGUUUUGUUGUCCUUAAAUCACUUUAAGGACAGGAGAAAUGCAUUGACACUAAACAGCACUCAUAUGGAAGCCCUUCAAUGCACACAACUUUUGCGUAUAGUUCACGAAGCGGUUCGACAGCACAAUGAGACGGGUUAUCCACAGGCUAUCAUCUUAAGUGGAAUGAGUGGCAGUGGAAAGACCUACUCAUCAAUGAUAAUAUUGAGACAAUUGUUUAAUGUUGCGGGCGGUGGACCUGAAACCGAUACAUUCAAACAUUUAGCGGCAACUUUUACUGUCUUAAGAAGUUUGGGAAGCGCUAAAACUGCCAUAAAUUCAGAAUCUAGUCGUCUCGGACAUUUUAUUGAAGUUCAAGUGACUGAUGGAGCGCUCUAUAGAACUAAAAUUCACUGCUAUUUUCUCGAUCAGUCAAGAGUUGUCAAAACUCUGCCAAAUGAGAAGAAUUAUCAUAUAUUUUACCAAAUGCUGGCCGGCCUUACGAGCGACGAAAGAGCUAAACUGAAUUUAGAGGGCUUUACCAUUAAGAACUUACGAUAUCUGAACCAUUCAAAUAUGAAUUCCAAUAGCGAUGACGAUGCCGUUAGAUUUGAGGCCUGGAAAUCAUGUCUAUCAGUGUUGGGGAUCCCAUUCCUGGAUGUGGUUCGCGUAUUGGCUGCAGUACUACUGUUGGGUAACAUUAAGUUCAAUGAAUCUCAAAAUCUGAUCGAUUCGGGCGACGAAUGCAAAAACAGUGGAAGUCAUGAAAUAAACGCCGUCUCUUCACUGCUCGGCAUAUCCAGUGUCUUAUUAUUUAAAGGGUUGACCACAAGAACUCACCACAGUAUCAGAGGACAACUAAUUAAGUCUCAUCGCGAUUCACAAGGCGCCUCGUCGACAAGAGAUGCGUUGGCGAAAGCACUUUAUUGUCGAACUGUGGCCACAAUUAUAAGAAGAGCUAACAGUUCCAAGAGAAUCGGAUCCACUUGUGGUACACUUAGUUCUGACAGCAAUGAAUCGAUUCACAAUCAGACUGAGACAGGCAGUCAUCACGCAUCUAGGUCAAAUGGCGCUAAAUCUCAUAAAUCAAUGAAUGUCCUGAACUCCGCUGUCAGACACGCAACCGAUGGCUUCAUUGGUAUAUUAGAUAUGUUUGGCUUCGAGGACUCAAAACCGAGUCAUUUGGAGCAGUUGUGUAUAAACCUGUGUUCGGAGACAAUGCAACACUUCUAUAACACCCAUAUCUUCAAAUCAAGUAUCGAGUCGUGUCGUGAGGAAGGCGUCACAUCUGAUAUAGAGAUUGAUUACGUGGAUAACGUCCCCUGCAUUGACUUCAUAUCUUCUUUGAGAACCGGUUUAUUUAGUUUAUUGGACGUCGAGUGCUCUUUGAGAGGGACACCUGAAGCAUACGUCCAGAAGAUUAAAGCCCAGCACUCGACUAACAGUCGUUACUUUGAUAUCAACUCCACUAAAGACAAGUCAGCAACAGAUCCAUUGCCUCAAAUGUCUCGCUUAUUCGGGAUCAGACACUUUGCGGGUCACGUGACAUACGAUUCCACAAAUUUCUUGGAAUCAAAUUCCGAUCGCUUGAGUGAUGACGUGAUUUCCAUUUUCCAUAAGAAUACCUGUGUUUUCGGUUUUGUUACUCAUUUGUUUGGCGUUGAAUUGAGAGCUUUAUAUAAUAAGGAAACUGUUCCCAGAGGAAUGACAUUCAGAAUCGCACCAACAGCUCAUAUUGACACACAGAAUGGCUAUAAUCCAGUGUCUACUUUGACACAAGAUUUUCAUACUAGACUCGAUAAUCUGUUGAGAACUUUGGUCCACGCGAGACCUCAUUUCAUCAGAUGCAUCAAAGCAAACAAUUCAGAGGAACCGAAUUGCUUUGAUAGGACAGCUGUUGUUAAACAGAUCCGAGCCCUUCAGAUACUAGAGACCGUGAAUCUAAUGGCCGGUGGAUUACCCCACAGAAUGCGCUUCAGAGCCUUUAACUCUCGUUAUAGACUUUUAGCGCCAUUUAAGUUACUUAAGAGAGCGGAUGACAAAGCGAUUGAAGACUGCAAAUUGAUUUUAGACUGUUUUAUGCAAAGCCAGAAGAGCAUAGAGCCGGUGUCGGCCGCGUCCACCACUUGGGCUCUCGGGAAGAGACAUAUAUUCCUGAGUGAAGGCGCGCGACAACAGCUGGAAAUGUUGCGAAACGAGCGCAGAGUGGUGUCGGCGCUCCUCAUUCAGUGCACUUGGAAGGGGUGGAACGUCCGGCGCCGGUGGCCUCUCAUCAAAGAGAGUCUAUUGGCUCAGCACUUGGCCCACAAAAAUAAUGCCCUCUUAAACGGCAUGUCUUCAAAGCCGAGACCACUUCCUAUCACAGGAACUCCACCUCCUUUCGGCACUCAACACCAGAAUCCGUCCAAAUCUGCUGAAAAUAUUCCGCCUCCCGUUCCUCCAAGUCGUUCCUAUACUAUAACUGGAAACGCGAAGUUGGGUUAUCCGCAGAAAAGGAUUAUUAAAAUGGAUUAUCCGGAAUCGGGACCUAAAGUGCAAUUAGAAAAGGGUCAGAGAGUGACAGUAGUGGGCGCCUCAUCAAAGCGCGGACACCUAUUGGUCGAGAACAACGACAUCACUCUAACCAUUCCCUACCAGUUCUUGGAGUUAAUCCCAAACCCCAACCAUUUGGCCAGACGUGGCGCUAACGAGGAUUCCUGUGAGACCAACAGUGGAGCCAAUGGAGAGUCAAAGCAUUCAAACGUCAGAUAA